AUGACAAACUCGUGGAUAUUGAAUGUUACGAAUUAUUCAUUGAUCUGUGCACAAGUCUCUGAUGUUACACUCGAGGCUGUACGUGCUGACGAACAUCCUAUAUCACACCAUGAACGCUCGGGUGGACCAGCGCAAUUUCUGGAUAUUGAAGUGCGAAGUAUAACAAAGAAGUUUGAGCCCUUCAUAGUUCGGAUUCAAAGUGGCCAAUUCCAAGAUAUGCGCGAUAAAUUGAAUAAGCCGAUUGGUCUAGCUCAACAGGUCGUUUUGAAGCAAUCGAUCAAUGACCAAUUUGUCGAUGUAUUUCAUGUACAAGUUGAAAUGAAUGAAAAAUACUCGUAUGCUCAUACUGAAGAGUUGGAACCCUGUUUGGGUUGUGCAACAAAGAAGGCAAAUGUUAAAAUUUCAAAAUGCUGUCUAAAUACUUAUGCUAAUAGUGAAAAUUUACCGUUCUGCACGCAAUGCUUCUGUCGACCAAUGUGGUGUGAGACAUGUAUGGCCCGCAUAUUUGCAGCAAAACAAGAUCGCAAUCAUCCUGAAGAGUGGAUGUCUGGAAAGGCGAAUUGUCCUACUUGCCGUGCGGUAUUUUGUGUGCUCGAUGUUUGUUCACUAGCAUGA
This is a messenger RNA of Anisakis simplex (herring worm), 615 nucleotides long. NCBI's taxonomy places the organism in Eukaryota, Metazoa, Nematoda, Chromadorea, Rhabditida, Anisakidae. The record is from the annotation of a GenBank genome assembly.